AGUAUAUUGUGAUGACAACAACAAAAGUUAUUUAUAACACAUACCUACAAUCGAUGGUUUCACUGAUAGUAUAACCACCGAUAAGACCAUGUGCAAUCCAAAGCGUGGUGAAUCAAUCAGUUGAACGUAAAAUCAAGCAAAAUAUUCAGACCAAUGAGAGUGUAGUUUAAUCCAGUAUAUAAAUUACACCAAAUAGGGUAGUAUAACUAAGCAGGAGAGUUUGAGUGUGGAAUUCACUUCUUCAUCUUCUUCACUAGGAUAUGACAGUUUUAUGUCCAAAUAAACCAGCACCACCAUUCAGAGGGAAAGCUGUCGUUGAUGGUGUCUUCAAAACUAUCAGUUUAGACGAUUAUUGGGGACAAUAUGUUGUGUUAUUUUUCUAUCCAGCUGACUUCACAUUUGUGUGUCCAACAGAGAUCAUCGCAUUCAGUGAUCAGGUGGAAGAUUUCAAGAGUCGAAAUUGUCAAGUGAUCGCCUGCUCGACUGAUUCUGAAUACAGUCACUUAGCAUGGAUAAAUAUGGAUCGGAAAUCAGGUGGAUUGGGAGAGAUGAAAAUCCCCUUGUUGGCUGACAAGACAAAGUCAAUCUCGAGAGCCUAUGGUGUGUUGGAUGAAGAGGAGGGAAAUGCAUUCAGAGGUUUAUUCAUCAUCGACAAAAAAGGUAUUCUGCGUCAAAUAACAAUCAAUGACAAACCAGUUGGAAGAUCCGUCGAUGAAACACUUCGACUACUUGAUGCAUUCCAGUUUGUUGAGAAGCAUGGCGAAGUUUGCCCUGUAAAUUGGAAACGUGGUGAACGCGGAAUUAGAGUUGAUCAUUAAGUAACGAAUUGAAAUAAUUUGUUUACAGUCGUUUGUGAUGCCUGUUUACAAUUUUGUCUGAUGUCCUCCUUCGGUGUGUCGACUACUGAAUAUUCAUAUCAGUAAUUUAUACUGACAGUUUAUUUUAAAUAAAAUAUUAUUCAAUCG
Molecule: messenger RNA, 965 nt
Organism: Trichobilharzia regenti
Lineage: Eukaryota; Metazoa; Platyhelminthes; Trematoda; Strigeidida; Schistosomatidae
Source: the annotation of a GenBank genome assembly